Alnus glutinosa is the source of this 2858-nucleotide messenger RNA. RefSeq names its product monosaccharide-sensing protein 2-like. The transcript is spliced from 6 exons. Bases 473 to 2695 code for a protein of 740 amino acids. Gene Ontology annotation, biological process: transmembrane transport. The record is from RefSeq and is a predicted model, not a curated record. Lineage: Eukaryota; Viridiplantae; Streptophyta; Magnoliopsida; Fagales; Betulaceae. Gene Ontology annotation, molecular function: myo-inositol:proton symporter activity. Gene Ontology annotation, cellular component: membrane.
UAUGUUGGAAUUUGUUGAUGAGGUCAGCAUCAGCAGCGAGUUAUAUGGGUCAGAGCACGGUGUCGAGGGACGUUGAAGGGUUGUUAGCAGAAGCUGCUCACUCACCUCUCUUCAUGUCUUGAAUCUUGAUCUCCAUCUGGGAAAUUCAUAUUAACAAACUAGGCAUCUUUUGUCCCCAUACAGAGAUUCCAUUCAGGAAGCCAGUUAGUUCACGUACCAAGAGAUAUAUUUUUUUUCCUAUAUACAAGGAAAGAUUACAGUGGAGCAGAGCUGUAGUGUCUGGCGGUUACUUCUCUCUCUCUCUUGCUCUCUCCCUCUUCAAAACCGCCCCUUUUUUCUUCUAAGGCUUGGGUACUCCAAAUUCGCUUACUUCGCCUGCCUGUCUCUCUUCUCUCUCACAUGAGCCUGACCUGUCCCCAUUUGCUCUGAAGUGGUUAAUUCUAGAUUGGGGAUUUGAUUGAUUGGUGGAAGGAUGAAGGGAGGAGCUGUGCUUGUGGCUAUUGCUGCUGCAAUUGGUAACUUCCUGCAAGGAUGGGAUAAUGCUACAAUUGCUGGGAGUAUUGUUUACAUAACGGAUGACCUUUCUUUGGGAACUACUAUGGAAGGUCUUGUUGUGGCUACCUCGCUCAUUGGAGCCACAAUUAUUACAACAUUCUCAGGACCUGUAUCAGAUUGGCUUGGUCGGCGACCAAUGCUUAUAAUCUCAUCAAUGCUCUACUUUGUAAGUGGUUUGGUAAUGGUCUGGUCACCCAAUGUCUAUGUCCUAUGUGCAGCAAGGCUUUUAGAUGGAUUUGGAAUUGGUCUUUCGGUUACUCUUGCACCGGUGUAUAUAUCUGAGACUGCCCCACCAGAAAUAAGGGGAUUGUUAAAUACUCUUCCACAAUUCACUGGUUCGGCUGGCAUGUUUUUAGCAUAUUGUAUGGUUUUUGGGAUGUCACUGACGACCUCACCUAGCUGGAGGUUAAUGCUCGGAGUUCUUUCCAUUCUCUCUCUAAUCUAUUUUUUCCUAGCAGUAUUUUUCUUGCCUGAAUCUCCUCGGUGGCUUGUUAGUAAAGGAAGGAUGACUGAGGCAGAAAAGGUUCUCCAGAGAUUACGUGGAAGGGAAGAUGUUUCAGGUGAGAUGGCUUUGCUAGUUGAAGGUCUUGGAAUCGGGGGUGAAGCAUCUAUAGAAGAGUACAUUAUAGGUCCUGCUGAUGAAGUUGCCGAUGAUCAGGAAUCAGCUGCUCGUAAAGACACAAUCAGAUUAUAUGGACCUGAAGCAGGCCUCUACUGGGAUGCCAAACCUGUCACUGGACAGAGUGCUCUUGGCCUUGCCUCUCGCCAGGGAAGCAUGGUGAGCCAAACUGUGCCACUCAUGGACCCUCUCGUGACUCUCUUUGGUAGUGUCCAUGAAAAGGUCACUGAUACAGGAAGUAUGCGAAGCAUGCUUUUUCCUAAUUUUGGCAGCAUGUUCAGCACCGCAGAACCUCAUGUUAAAAAUGAUCAGUGGGAUGAAGAGAGCCAGCAGAGGGAAGCUGAGGACUAUGCAUCAGACGCUGCUGGGGAAGACUCGGAUGACAAUCUGCAUAGUCCACUGAUCUCUCGUCAGACAACCAGCAUGGAGAAGGACAUGAUUCCCCCUCCUUCCCAUGGCAGUACUCUGAGCAUGAGGCGCCAUAGCAGUCUCAUGCAAGGAACGGGGGAAGCGGUUGGUAGUACAGGUAUCGGUGGUGGCUGGCAGUUGGCAUGGAAAUGGACUGAGAGAGUAGGUGAGGAUGGAAAGAAGGAAGGAGGAUUUAAAAGGAUUUAUCUGCACCAGGAGGGAGGUCCUGGAACCCGACGUGGGUCCCUUGUUUCACUUCCUGGGGGAGAUGUUCCAGCUGACAGCGAGUUUAUUCAGGCUGCUGCUCUAGUAAGCCAGCCUGCUCUUUAUACCAAGGAGCUUAUGGAGCAGCAUCCAGUUGGACCAGCAAUGGUUCACCCUUCUGAAACUGCUUCAAAAGGACCAAUUUGGACUGCCCUUCUUGAACCAGGGGUUAAGCGUGCGUUGUUUGUUGGAAUUGGAAUUCAGCUACUUCAGCAGUUUUCCGGAAUAAAUGGGGUUCUCUACUACACUCCCCAAAUUCUAGAAGAUGCAGGUGUUGAAGUACUUCUUUCGGACUUGGGCCUUAGUACAGAGUCUGCAUCAUUCCUUAUUAGUGCAUUCACAACCUUGUUGAUGCUUCCUUGUAUAGUUGUAGCCAUGAAGCUCAUGGAUAUUACUGGUAGAAGGACGCUGUUACUUACUACAAUUCCUGUGCUAGUAGUGUCGCUCAUUGUUCUAAUAUUUUCACAACUUGUGGAUAUAAGCACGGUUGUAAAUGCAGCAUUGUCAACUCUUUGUGUCAUUAUCUAUUUCUGCGUUUUCGUCACGGCGUACGGGCCAAUUCCUAAUAUACUCUGCUCUGAGAUCUUCCCCACAAGAGUCCGUGGCCUCUGCAUUGCUAUCUGUGCCCUUGUGUACUGGAUUGGAGACAUAAUAGUCACCUACUCAUUGCCAACGCUGCUCGAUGCAAUUGGCCUAGCUGGUAUCUUUGGCAUCUAUGCUGUUGUGUGUGUCAUCUCCUGGAUAUUCAUCUUUUUAAAGGUUCCAGAAACCAAAGGCAUGCCCCUCGAAGUCAUCACUGAGAUGUUUGCUGUUGGUGCAAGCCAAGCUGCUGCUGCCAAGAAUGAGUGAUCGAAUGCUUUCAAGCUGCUGCUGUUGGAGAAUUUUUGCUUCUUGUGCUUGCAUAUUGAAUGAGAAUAUAUUUCUGAUUCAAACAAAUUGAAAUUUUUUUGCGUUGUAUGAUAAAUUGUUGGAGGCCAUUUCAAUAAAUAGCAUAGUUUUUAUGAUUUGUUUA